UUUCAGAUGACAAAGUAAUGGGUCUUGAUAGGAAAAGUUCACUGGAAAUGAAGCCUGCUGAUGGCAAGCGGGCGUUUGUGAAGAAACGAAGCAAAGUUACGGCGUCAGAAGUACGGAAGCAUGUAAUAAGUGGACUACAUCCAAUCCACCGGCUGUCAGAAGGCGAUAAUGGAUUGGAUUUGGCGGUUUCAAUGAUGGAAAAGAUACAAUUCACCGAGCCCGUGCCACCCGUCGAUGUGGAAGCACUGUUGGACCAACGUAAAACAUGCCUUCUUUAUUCGAUUUCUUCCCCAAAGUCUUCUAAGCCACUUUUUGAAUACGUGUCAGACGACGUCGAGGUAACAACUAUCCGACAAGACGGGUUAACAGAUCAUAACUACACAACUAUUCCGAAUAUUGAAAAUCAUGUUCGGGACAUUUGCGGAUUUUAUUGUGACAAUUUUUCGCUUGUUAAUAGAAAAUAUGCUCAACUCGGAACUGAAGACAUUAAAGACCGCUGGAACUUGGAAAAAUUAACAGCUCUUCGUUCACUUCGUCCUCAGAUUUUUCAUAAUGGACUCCGAAUAAUGGACAGAGAACCCAGCACAAUCUCAAUUGACGGAGGAUCUUUCGACACAAUCGACCCGACUAAAUGUGCUACAGAGCAGUUUUAUGUAUCUAUGCUCAAAAAAUCUGCAAUCGACAAAAACACGUUGCUGUAUUCGAUGCUCUCUAAAAAUCGUGUGAAGCACUUCAUGAAUUGUAUAAACGAAGAGGAAAAAAGUUGGAAAUGGGAGAAAAGGGGCGUACCACGUCUACCGGAACAAGAAGAAACGCCGAAACUUUUUGUUAAAGUUGAAAAAGCCGCUGCGGACCCAUUUUUCGAACCACUUUUUGCAUCCAUGGCAAUUUAUGAUAUCAAAAACAGGCAGAAAGUCACAGAAUCUAUGUACUUUAAUAUUGCUGAUCACGACAAGUUGGACAUGCUGGGCUCCCAUCAGCCAAACUUUAUAAAUAACUACAUGCAAGUUUUAUUCAACGUCACUGGCAAACUGGAAGACAUGUUUCUUGUUGUGAAGAUUGAGAAAGUGCUUCAACAGAAUGAUGUAUUCGAGAACAGUGAGCCAUAUACAGGAACUAAAGAUGAGAACAAUAUGGAACGACUAGAGCGAGCUGCUGAGAAAAAUUGCCAACGACUGGGAGCUUACCGGUCACCGCUCGGCUUUCAAGUAAUCGACCUCCAGAGAAUCUAUAAAGCAAAUGUUUCUACUGGCGCAUCUAGUUUUGAUAGACGAACAGAUCCAAUGAUGAUGUCUCAAUGCACCACUGCCUCAGGGGCCGUGCUAACAACCGCUGGACAAUCUCAAGAUGAUCAAUGCAGUAUUACGAGUGCGGAUAGAACUUCGAUUGCAUCAAUGGGAUCAACUCUCCGACGAUUUGGAAGUGGAACAUCAGCAGCGACAGUUUUCAGCCGUGUUCGGACUCCACUCACAAAAAGGAAAUUCGCGCCGGUUUCCAAUUUGCCAACAAGUCAAGAAGUUCCUGAGAAUAUUGAGAAUAUGCCUUCCUGUAAUUUGAAAUUCAGUUCAUUCAUCCGCCAGGAAGGAGACAAAACUUCUGACGAGGACAUCUAUCGAAUAUGCAGUGAGAUGCGCAGAACAAAUGGAAAAGUUCACAAGAAAAUGUUCAAUUUUGAGUUAGAAUUGACUUUAGCUGGCUCCAACAAAAGCAAAGAGUACCAAAGUCAUGGGAGCAAUCUUACAUUGAAUAGUGAACGUGUGAUACAUGAAGCAAUGGAGAUUCCAAUCUACCAAGCUAGCUUGAACAAGUCAUACAAAAAUGUAAUAUUCGUGUACCCAAAACACAUAAAUUUGUCGAAUCGCACUGGCAACGCAAGAAAUAUCAUGAUUAAGAUCGAAUUAAUGGAUGCGAAUGAAACUGCCCAAGAAGUAGUUUUUGAAAAUGGAUCUACUAGAAUGAGUUUUCUGACAAGUGCAAAAACCUCGGUGAUUUAUCACAACAGAACUCCCCAUUUCACUGAUGAAAUCAAAUUGUCCCUCCCAUGUGAUCUUAAUGAUGGACACCACCUCCUGUUCACAGUUUAUCACAUCUCUUGUAAAGAAGGAGACUCUUCAUCAACCGAAUCACCUAUUGGAUACACGUGGCUUCCGCUAUACCGAAAUGGAAAACUUCGCAGUGGAAAUUUCCAUCUUCCAGUGUGCGGAGAGAAACCGCCUCCUAGAUAUGGAUACCUGGACGCUAACAAUGCUCUGCCCAAUCUCAAAUGGGUUGACAAUCACAAGCCAAUAUUUUCCUGCUCGACAGAAGUAAUAUCUAGUGUUCAUGCGCAAGACGAGUUCCUGGAGAAUUUUUUGGCGGGAGUAGCAAGUCUCAGUUCAAAUGAUCCAAGGAAACCACCAGUGGGAGAAACUCAACUUAUUCGAAGUUUGGAAGGUCUCUGCAAAACGGAGCCAAAAAAGCUGAUCGCUUUCAUUCAUUUUAUCAUGAGUAGACUAUUGUUUUUAAUUGCAAACCCGCCGUACAGUGAUGAACUGUCAAUGAAAGCUUUUGAGUACAUUGGCGAGUUACUGAAGCUCUUUUCGAAUGUUCUUCAUCUCGAUCUUGAUGCUCACCAACGUAAUAUGCUUCUAGUUUCAUUUGUGAAAUACAGAAAACAAGCUGCCCAAGAAUCAAAACCGCAUUCGAACAUUAGACCUGUUGAGCUAAAGUCGUCUCCAACCGACAAUAGUCUAAUUUCAAGUAUGAUCGAACACGUGGAACGAACUCAUUCCGCUGUUAACACCGGAACAAAAAAUAUUCGGCUACACGAAUGCUUGCUGGAAGUUUGGUUACGCGCUCGUGGCUCUCUCAGAGAUGUUUCUCUGGUUCAUUCAUGGUUUCUUCUUGAAAUUAUUCUCAAAUCAUGCUCGGAAUAUCUCACCAUGACUGGAAGAAUACACUCACCUAGAAAAAGUCGAUUUGAAGAGCAGUUCCUUAAAAAUUUGGAAACACUUGUUGAUAUUCUAGCGCAAGAAGUUAUCAUCCGUCAUACAAAUGAUCCAGACAAAGCGAGAAUGAUUUCAAAUUCUCUUGGAUAUUUCUUGAGGGAUUGUUUCUCCAUUAUGGAUCGCACAUUUGUGAUGAAGUUGGUUCACAAGUAUUUGAUCGCGUUUGCGGAAAGCAUGAGAAAACUUGUCCACAGCAAUGAACUUCUGUCUAUCAAAAUUGAUUUCGUUCGGGUUGUAUGUUCAUAUGAACACUAUCUCAUUGUCAACAUUCUCAGUGAUCUCAAACCAUCAGGCAACACAAAUGGUGGUGCGGUGCCACCAGCUUCGUUCUUGAGCGGAAACCGGACAAAAAGUUCCUCCUUAACCAGUUGGACAUUGAAUGACAUCUCUAGAUCGACACAUUACCUUUCUGGACAAGUCUUAUCAGAUAUGAAGGACUCUAUUAUCUCAGGAAAAACAACACUUUGUGCCAAAGCCAUUGAAACAGUAAAGGAACUACUACAAUCUCAUGACUUAGAUGAUCGAAUUGUUGAAGGAGAAUCUUUGGCACAAGUCGCCAAUAUUUACAAACCUCUAGUUACCAUUGUGCUUGACAAUAUCGAAUGCUUGCAUUCUGGGUCGGUUCGCAAUUCUACGGAUGUUUCAUCUACAAAUUCAUUCGUCGAACAGACUCAACGUCAAGAUGUGAUGGCUGCGAUUGCUGGAAAGCUAAGAAAUAGUCCAGAUCCAACCUUUGGAAAACAGCAAAUGGAUCUGCCUAUGACUAAAACAAUCCUUUGCUGUGUGUUUUGGGUUCUCAGAAAUAUUGAUCGAGAAGACCUAAAACAUUGGAUCCGCUCUCUCGACAACGAAAACAUGCUGAAAAUGCUUCAUAUUUUGUUCCACACGAUGACUUCCUUUGAGAUCAAAGAUGAUCCGGCAUCUGCAAGACGUUCUCCGGACAAAACUUCGUUGACAAAACUUGACGAAGAGCCCGAACCAGGGCAGGUGAAAUGGAGAGCUCAAAGCUCUGAAACAUGCGAAACAAAGGUCGAUCAGAUAUCCACACUGGAAGCACUUUCUUCUGAUGCGAUUGUAUCUUGUGAAGUAUUUAUGUGUGUAAUUGAAGUUGUCGACAAUAUAAUCGCAGUUGCAACUGAUCCCAAAAAUGCACAGUUUCAUAUUUUGCCAAUGAUCUUUCCAAUUAUUAUGCACGGUUUAUCUUGUAACGCUUCCGACCAGGUCCUUGAAGUGAUUUUUGCUGCUCAACAAAAUUUCCUUGCCAAGUUUCCAGACAUGAUUUUGGAGCAAAACCCCGAGCUUUGUGCCGAACUCUCUCAGCAAAUUCUUCGCCAUUGCUCGUCAACUAGGCUGGAGAACGUUAGAACAAUGGCAACUGUUAGCCUGUAUCAUUUCUUGAGAGAAAAUUUCAAGCUCUAUAGGAACUUGACACGUGCUCGAACCUUUCUCUCAACAGCACUAUCAACUCUUCUAUCUGGAAGCUGUGGCAUCGAUAUUUUUGUGAAUGAUGAAUUCAUGAUCAGAAGUUUGGAGAUUGCCAAUCAGCUUGCCGCUGAGGACGACACAUUUGAUAUAGCUGCAAAGAAAAAGCUAACGGAACAAAUGCAAGAGUUGACUGCAAACCUUCAGAAGAUCAUGUUGAGUACUGUUAGAAUGCGAGAGCAUGUUAACGAUUAUGAAAUGACCAUCGACCUCAUGUAUCAACUAGUUGAAGGAUACUCGAAUAAUCCAGAUUUGAGAAUAACUUGGCUUCUUAACAUGGCUGAACGACAUGAAAAGCAGCGAAAUCUCUGUGAAGCGGCCCACAGCUACCUUCAAGCAAGUGCACUUGUAUUUGAGUACAUUGCUCAAAAAGAUCAAAACUUGUCGUUUGAAUCUAAAGGAGCUGCCACGUUUUCUGAGAUUACACCCAAUGCUAUCAAAGAGUCUAAAACGAAUUUCAACUCAUUGAAAAACGCCGAUAGUGAGAACCACAUUCAAUCUUAUCACUUCACAGAGGCUGGUGUGAUUAAAAUUUUGGAAAAGGCUUUUGCGCUUCUGGAGAAGGCUCAGCUUUACGAACUACUGUUCCCUUUCUCGAAGAUCAUUUUGAAGUACUAUCAUGCAACUAAAAGCUACUCCCGAGUGUCUCACACCCACAAAAGAUUAGGUAUUGCUGCUGAUCAAAUCAAAGAAACUGGGGAAUAUUAUGAAAAUCAAUCCGAUGCAUGGAUCUCACCAUUACCAGGAAUUGAUAAAAGAUGUUUUGGUUCAUUUUUCCGAGUUGCGUUUUACGGAAAGCUAUUUGGAGCCUUGAAUAAUGCAGAGUUUGUCUACAAAGAAUCUGCAUUUUCGAAAUUGAAUGAAAUCAGCAAUAGGUUGGAAACUUUCUACACAAAUAUGUAUGGAGAAGGAAAUGUUGUUGUGCUGAAAGACUCAAAACCAGUUCAACUGGAAAAAUUAAAUCCAGAAAAGGCAUAUAUUCAAAUCACAUUUGUCGAUGUGUACCUGUCUGAUAAUGAGAAGAUGGAACGAACUACGUAUUUUACGCGAAGAAAUAAUGUCAACAGAUUCUACUUCGAAGCUCCGUACACAAUGGAAGGUCGAGCGCAGGGAGAGCUGGCCGCGCAGUACAAAAAGCGUACUAUUUUGACAGUAGAAAACUCGUUCCCCUACAUCAAAACGCGCCUUCAAGUUGUGAACCGAAGUGUGAAAGAUUUUUCACCAAUCGAAGUGGCAAUUGAAGACAUUGAAAAAAAGACGCGAGAACUCUCAGCAGCCGCACAGCACAAAAAUCCAAAAAUGUUGUCAAUGUUCAUUCAAGGUUCCAUUGGAACGACAGUAAACCAGGGCCCACUUGAGAUUGCCAAUGUGUUCCUAGCCAACGCAAUGCUUGAUGAUCGUGGUCGACCCGUGGAUCGUCUUCAGAACAAGCUCCGUCUGUCUUUUCGGCAUUUGCAAUGUAAAGCAAUGGAAGCUAUUGAGCUUUGUCGUCAAUUAAUCGGGGAAGAUCAGAAGGAGUAUCAAAGAAAUGUUGAGGAAAACUUUGAGAGUUUCGUGACCCACCUGAAGCCAAUGCUAUCUAGGCAAAGAAACGAGAUUACCAUCUCCGAAUUCAGUGACCCUACAGUUGUAUAAAAUACUCACCUCGUUGACUCUGUUUUUACCCCAUCUCAUUCACCAGUUGACUUUAUUUUAGUUUGCUUUACCUGAACCACACAUUCUUUAAUUUGUUUUUUCGUUCAUCAUCGAUUUCACUAUUUCCCCCACACUAAAAUCUCAAGAUUUGUUUUUCAAUAUUUAAAUAAGUUUUUAUUAAAUUUUUCAAUUUUCAAUGUUCAACCUUCGAUACUUGUAAAAUCCCUUCUGACAUGUUUUUUUUUCUGGCCUUUCCUACUGUUCUUUGCAAACAAAUAGUUUGUUUGUCGAAAUAAAUACACACGAUCAAAAAUGUGGCAAUAUGAUAAUGAAGUAGAAUACGGCGGAAUGAUAAA
This is a messenger RNA of Caenorhabditis elegans, 6460 nucleotides long. It is a transcript of the gene F46H5.4, whose product is annotated as C2 DOCK-type domain-containing protein. The record is from RefSeq and is marked reviewed. The transcript is spliced from 35 exons. Gene Ontology annotation, molecular function: guanyl-nucleotide exchange factor activity. NCBI's taxonomy places the organism in Eukaryota, Metazoa, Nematoda, Chromadorea, Rhabditida, Rhabditidae. Gene Ontology annotation, biological process: small GTPase-mediated signal transduction. Bases 48 to 6104 code for a protein of 2018 amino acids.